GAGUGGUUCAGCGGGAUGAGCCGUGAAGAGGCAUAAUCAAAGACAGUAUACCUCUAAAUGGAGAACAUUUAUCGCACAUUCUUUGGAACGUAAACCACAACCAGAUAGACGUAUUUAGCAACCCCUGUGCUACGCAAUGUGUGUCACUCCAUCGAAUUUCGUGGUGUGUGUGAGACCUCUGAAGGUUAGGCACACAAACAACGACAACGUCAGUCAGUGUAGGGGUAACCCUGGGCAGAAAAUGUGAUAGCCUUAUGAAUGAAUCACCGACCCUAUCGUGCCUAUAGAUAUGGGUUAUCUAUCCUAUAGUUCGCAUAGCUACAAGAGAUGAAAUUUGACAGUACUGACUGCAUAAGGAUGUACAAGCGAUAAGGUUUUGAAGGAAGGGCUGUGCAGUAUUUUGAUGGUCGGUGAUAAACGUCAGUGCUAUAGAAACAACAGGAAGAUAUUAAAAGUUGACCUUACUCCAAUCAAAAUCUGUCUAUUGUAGUACAAUACUAGUCUGGUCAUCAUGUCAUCACAUCCAAGUCCUGGAGGCCUGGAUGAAGGAGACAUCCGCAUAUUGAAGGUGUUCAAGUUUAUUUCCUGUGAAGGACGAAAAUUGCUCAUGUUUGUAUUUUGUAAAGGAUGUCCCAAACUUGGACAUGAAACAGUUGAAAAAUACCUGAAGAGCAAAGGCAUGACAAAUCAAGAUUACAGAAAAUACUUUGAUUCUAGUAUGAGGAAGAAAAUUCAAGAUGAUCCUUCAGGAAAAAACUUUGAUGUAAGUUUACUUCAUGCUGUUAUCAAGAACGCUUGUGAAAAAGUUGCACCUCCCCAUGAAGCCGAAAAAUGGAGCAUUACAGGUGAUCAACUUGAGAACUACUGUUCCAGGAUUAAGCAUGAGAGAAAUUGCAUUGCCCAUGGGUCAAAAUUUCCAGAUGAGGAUGCUAUGACUAACAAACUUGAAUUUCUACGUGAUCUGUUGGAGAAGGGAUACAAGUCUGCCGGCAAUUGCUACUCUAUCACAUCAUCAACAAUUAAUAAUGAAAUUAAAAGAAUGAAUGCCAAUUUUGAACAAAUAAAAGAUGCACCAGGUAUUCCUGUAGAUGCUAAUAAGUACCAGGAUGAAAUCAGAAAGUUAAGAGAACAUUUUGAAAAUUAUAUGAAAACGAAUGGAGUGGUAGAGUUAAAGGAAAAGAUAAAAACAGAGACAAACGUGGACCCAGCAUCUUUCAUCUCGGGCAAUGAGACGCUUAAAGUGAGAGCCAUUUUCACAAAUUUGGAAGUUGUUAUGGAAGAUAAAGCACUAAAGCAUGAAAACCAAACUCACAUUAAUUACAAAUCUGUGCUAGAGCAGAAGACUAAAAAAGGAAAGACGCCCAACAUAAUAGUAAUUGAAGGGGAGGCGGGUGCAGGGAAAAGCACAUUUACCAAACUCAUUCUAGCAGAGUGGGCCGCGAUGUCCCCCAGCUAUCACACGCAGAUUAGGAAUCUAGAGAGCUAUGACAUGGUCUUGUAUGCUGAAUGCAAGAACAAAUUUGUCACAAACUUUGCUGACUUGCUAAACUUGCUCAUGCCUUGUGCUUCUUACUCCAUGUCAAAUGAAGACAUUGUGCGUUCUGUGUUGGCUCACAGAGUUCUACUAAUUCUUGAUGGACUGGAUGAACUAAACAAAACUUCUAGGCAGUUAGUUGAGGAGAUUAUGAGGGAUAAGAUGCCGAGGAGCACAGCUGUAUUUCACCUUCUGCUCACUACUAGACCGCAGGCACUAAAGGAAGUAAUCCGCCUUUGCCAAAAGUCUGAAUGGAUACACAUGAGAAUUUUGGGCAUCUCACCUGAGCAAAGACCAGACUUUGUGCAUAAAAUGCACGAGGAAAUGAAAAAAGAAGGUAUGAGCACAGAAGACACCCAGAAGUUGGAGGAUUAUGUAAGGAAAUCAGAAGCUCGUCUGGGAGAACAUUUUCGUUUGCCCCUAAACCUUACUCUCUUAACCUACUUAUGGGCUGAAAGCCCUGAAGAUGUCAACUCAGUCACAACAGCUACUCACCUCUUCUUGAGAAUUCUACAACUCAUUGAAUGUCGUGUUGUAAAUCGCAUUUAUGAGAAUCAUCAUGGUGAUAUGGAUGAAAUUACUGACAGUGUCAAGGAAUAUAUGGAGGUGCUGAAUGAGAAAUGUUUUGAGGAGAUUAUAAGUGAAUCCCUGCAGCUAAGUGAAUCUUCACAACAAACACUUAAGGGGAAAUGCAAGGACCUUAACCUUCCAUAUAGUGACAUGUCUGCAGCUUUUAUGAAUGUGACCCGAGAAUGGACUGCAACUGGUUAUGUACUUCACCUCACUGCUCCACACAAAAGUAUUAUGGAAUUUUUUGCAGCGAGAUGGAUUCAAUCUUGUUUGAAGAGGGAUGGGCCUAAGAAAAAGAAUUUGAAAAGCAUUUUGGAGGACUUGAAAUGUUAUGAAUCUUCGUUGCCUAUGUACCAGAAUGUGUUGCUUCACCUAAGUGGAUUGCUGAAAGAUGGUAAAUGUACCCUUGACCAGCAUGCAGAGGAACUGGUGGAGCUAUUGACUAAGGCAGGGACGACAGAGCAACAGUGGCUAGACAUAAUUGCCGAGUCAGAGUGCAGUGAAAGUGUUGUAAAACACAUAGCUCCAAAGAUUGAGAAGACACUUACUGUACGAGAUGGUCACACAGGGGCAGCUGCCAGUAUUUUUAGCCAUCUACUAGAAUCAACUCCUGUUAAAGUGAUCUUGAACUGUGAAAUAACAUACAUUCCACACUUGCACAAUUUUCUUGAAAAGCUUGCCAAUAGAGAAUGUGUUGCUGAACUUCAUUUCAGACAUCAGUGGAAGAAUAUACUGUGUGGGAAUUCUAGCGAUCUUCUUCUGAAUCUGAGUAAGAGCAAGUGCCAAAUACAGAGUUUCACAGGCAACCUGGAUGACUUGAGAAACCUCCCAGAUGACUUGAAAAAACUGAAAAUUGCCCUUCAUAGCGACACACAGGCAAAAAAGAUAUGUAAUGAGAUAGAAGAAGUAGUUAAAGAAUUUGACCUCCUCUACUUGGGAGUCCACGUGAUAAAAGGCAUCUCCCCUGAGGCUUUGGGGCCCCUGCCCAUUAUUAAUGAGCCCAAGAAAGAAACGGGGGCAGUCUGGAUCUCGGGAGUAAGUGACGAAGAUAUUGACUGGGCUGUCACGGUUGCAAAAGUACUGCAACCUCCACUGGGGAAGUUCUACAGCCUGAGGUUCCCAAGGAGUAGCCUGACACUUGGUGGUUGCAAGGAAUUGAUUAAUAAGCUUAGUCAGCACAAUAUAGUGAUUCGACCCAAUAGCCGAUUGUAUGUCACAAUGGCCAGCAACAAGACCCCAGAAGUUAUUGAGCUUCGCCAUUUUGCUAAGAAGAAACUGAAUUGUGAAUUUGACUGCAUUGAUGAUGCAGUAAUCUGGUCAGAUUAACCCAUUACCACUGGGGAAAAUGAACAAAAAAUGGGGAAAAUGCUGUGCCUAUUUUCUAUAUUUUUUUGUGAAAUGUCUGCCCAUAGAUGGCUCUGUUAGUGCCUGAUUUGAAAUGGCGGAAAAAACGUAUUUUUCACUAGUGCCAUGAAUAUUGAUGGUGUUAUUUUUAUUAUAAACAUUAUAAUUUUUAUGUUUUUUAACAUUAGUAACACCAAAAUAAGAUAACGUAAAAUAUUUUGUAAAUCAAAGAUAAGGGCAAAUGGGUGAGACAGGCAGUACUCGUAACUGGCUCAUUGGUGAUUUAGUAUAAGUGUAGCCAUCUAUGUGUAAAAACAAUCCAACAAGUAAUCUCACAGUGGGCAUGGCAUGGCAUGCUUGUCGGGAAUGGAUUAACCCAUUGCCCCCAGGGAAAAUGAAUAAAAAAUGGGGAAAAUGCUGUGCUCAUUUUUUUUAUAUUUUUGUGAAAUGUCUCUACACAUAGAUGGCUCUACCUUACCUGAGUUCACCUUUCCUUGAAUUGGCGGGAAAAUGUAUUUUUUUUACUAGUGUUAUGAAUAUUGAUGUUAUUUUUAUUAUACAUAUUAUAAUUACUAUAAUGUUAUAAACAUUGGUAAUAGCAAAAUAAGGUAACGUAAAAAUAUUUUCGUAAAUUAAAGGAAAGGGUAAACGGGUGAGAAAGGCAUCACUUGUAAUUGGCUCAUUGGUGAUUUCGUACAAUUGUAGCCAUCUAUGUGUAAAAACAAUCAAACAAAUAAACUCACUGUGGGCAUGGCAUGUAUGUACAUGCCAUGCCUGUCGGGAAUGGGUUAAGGGAGUUUAAAGGUUAGGGAUCCACUUAUUUGUCCAGUGUUUGAAUGAAACCAGGCAUUCUAAUACAGAGAUAUAUAUUUCCAUUUCAUUAGGUGCUGUGUAAACAUGAUUAGAGUAAAAAUUUGAAGCUAAUUUUUUUUUUUUUAAUGAAAUAUAUAAUUCUAGUAUUAUCAUGAUUAGAAAAUGAGUAUAGCAAUGAUACAAAAUAUCUCAUUGUGAAAAAAAUAUUUUAUCAUUAUGAGCUACACAAAUUUUAUUUUUCUACAGUCUGAACAAGACCACUGAUUGCUGACAUUUUAAAAGUAUAAACAAGCUAGUACUCUUAAUAAACUAUUUUGAAUAUAGACAGAGGUUAUCAGUUUUUUUAAGAAUAUUUAUAAGCCAUAAUUUUAGAUAUAAUAAAAAAAAUCGCCUGGCAAAAAAAUAUGAAGAACAAGAAAGCCUUACAACUGGUAAGUGCAUACUGUAUACAGGUAGACCCAGUUUGCACAAAGUAAUUCAUGCUAUAUGUUCCCUAAACCUUACAUUCUCACACUCAUAUACACUUGUCUGAAAGGUUCACACAAAUAAGAACAGCAGUUUUUGUGAUACUUUGUCAUUUUUAUUGUUAUAUACCUGAUGUGAUGAUUGAAAUGUAGAGCAUAUAUAUAUAUAUAUAUAUAUAUAUAUAUAUAUAUAUAUAUAUAUAUAUAUAUAUAUAUAUAUAUAACUUUUUAUAUUGUUUGUAUUUGAAUAUACAUAAAUAUUCAUGCAUACAUACAUUCUUAGAUAUGUAUUUAUAUAUAUGUACAUAUAUAUACAUAGGUAUACAUAUGUAUCUAUUAAAGAUGGAAUAAUAUGAUACCGCAUUGAUAUAGAUAUAUAACAACACUCUAUGACCAGGCCUCAAACCUAGGUCACUCCAGGUAUGAUAUCAGAGGGCCAGUGCUAAACCAACCAUACUAUAUGACCCACUAAAAGGAGCAUGCAACUAGGAUCAAACUAGCUCCAUAGACAUUACCUAUCUACUCAUACAUGAGUAAAGGUAGCAAGGUUAAAUACACACUCCCCACGGGCACUCGGUGGAAAUUGAUUUAGAAAUUCAAAACAGAAGUCAGAUGUACUGGGGUGUGAAUAUAUAUGAAAGAUGGAAUAAUACAAUACCACACUAAUAUGGAUAUGUAACAACCCUUUCAUAUAUAUACACCUCCCAGCCCUGCAGUCAUGCUGAAUCCCUAUGAGAUGCAUGUCAGGGCCAUGUAUUCAAUGAUAUAUCAAAGAAGAUUCCACAGACAUUGUAGUCAAGCUCAAAAGAAUGAACUUCCAAUAAUUAUAUGCAUACAUACAUAAUUUUUUUUUUCUUUUUUUAAUUAGAAUUAUGCAUUCUUUAUCUUUUUCUCUGUUUCAAGUUCCACAUAAUUUUUAUGCAUUUUUUCAUAUAAGGUUUUUGAUUCCCAGUAAGGUUAUGCAAUACUUCAUUAAAAUUGAUUUGGCAAUAUAUAAUACUGCUUUAUAGACAAACUGCUUUUAUUUACAUGAACAUUUGUGAUAUACAGCCUUAUAGCCAAUCCAUUUUAAUAUAUAGGAAUACUCUUGAUAUAUUGCUUUAUAGGCAAUCUGUUUGGAUUUGUAUGAGCACUUGUGACAAAGAUUUUCAAUAAAUAUAUUAUUGAAGCUU
Molecule: messenger RNA, 5897 nt
Organism: Penaeus indicus
Lineage: Eukaryota; Metazoa; Arthropoda; Malacostraca; Decapoda; Penaeidae
Exons: 7
Coding region: 512-3430 (972 amino acids)
Source: RefSeq, a predicted model, not a curated record